AACAACAUGACUGUGACUGUGUUUACGCCACUUCCUCUUUUAUACUUCAUAUUUUGCCAAUCCAUUUUUCCUUCAGACGCCACAUCUCAUAGCAGCAAUGAAGUUUGGCACCGAGUGCCUCAUUGGGCCCGUCAGGGCAGCGUGCUCCAGGGAGUCAGUGAAGUCCUCCUUGUCCUACCUGUGGGAUGUUUACUCCUCAGCCGAGCCCGUGGGCCGACACCUCUGGACCCUGAUGUGCCUUUGUCUCACACUGGCUGCUGUUACUGGCACUCUGCUCCACCACUGGCUCUCCAAAACAUUGCAAUAUGACCACGACGCAUCCAUUCACACAGCGCUGGCCUACAGCGUGGCUAUGUCACUGGCCUCAUUCCUGUGUCACCCUCUGCGCUGUGUGCUGACCAUGAGCCUGCCCACCGUCUGCACCAGGCAAGGCGGCAAGCUCCUCGUCUCGGCCGCGGUCGUGAUUCUGAUGUCGAACGUCAUCCCGAACAUCGGCGUGAAUGUCGGCGCGGUCGUGCGCACCCUGAAGUGCACCGCCGAGGGGUUCUCCGAGACCUUGUUGAACUCUUCAGAGCUUUUAAACACAGCGAGGCAGCAAAUUGUCAAGGAAGCCAUUAAAGUGAGGAAGGAGGACCUGAGCAUUGUCACCAACUUAAGGAAGUUGGAGCACUUCACACGAGUGGAUGUGUCCGAGGUGAAAAGCAGGUUUACGAAGAUGAUUGGACAAGUAGAAAUCCACUUUUCCCAUAUGAGGACCAUGAUAACACAAUACAAACUACUGUCCAACAGAAUUCUGGCAGCCGUCUUCGUUGCUGUGCUCAUUUUGGAAUCCGCGUGCUACCUGAAAUCGUAUUUGACACACGUUCGAUUUGAUAAUCGCUCCAUCUACAAAGAGCGGCUCGGGCCACAUGAAGCUCACGCCGCCCCCGAAAGUUCUCCCGCUUUGUUCGGAAAAUGUCAAAUCUUGUGUGGGGCGUGCAGCCCCAGUGCCAUAUCACUAUUGGUGGUGACAUUCUAUUUCACUGCAAUAGCUUUAAUAGCAGCCUUGGACCAUGUGGUGUAUCAUGUCAUUCAAGUCAUUCUUCCAUGGCUGCUGGACUUUCCGCCCAUGUCUGCCAGCAUCAGCGUCAGCUACAAGGUUCAAUGGUUUCCACCAGCGUUUUGCAUCAUCCCGCAAUCCUGCAUCGCACGCCAGCUGACGGACUUCCGCAAGGAGUACAAGUGGAACUUCAGCCCCAAAACCUCGCUGUGCGAUGCCGCAACUUCAGCUCCCAACGCAGGUGUGAGCACACUGCUGGGAUGUCUGUGGCUGACGAGCUAUGUGCUGGUGUUCCUUGAGGUGUACGCCGCACGGCUACGUAGGAACAUCUGUGCGUCUUUCUUCAAAAAGCAGGAAGAGAUGAGACUGGCUUACAGGGUCUCGAAAGGCAGAGUAAGGCCGGACGCACAGGAGCCACAAGAGACCGUUUUAGUUGUCUGCAGAUGACGGUCGCAGUGUUCGCUUUGAUGCCGCUGUACCUCGUUCCUUGACAUUGACGAUUUCAAUCGACAGGUCAACUGUAAAACUUUCACUUCAUGGCUUUAGCAUUUAACAUUUUUGUACUGUGCACAAGCUGCGCGGCACAACACUCAAAGCAGUUAAACAUUGGCCCAUUUUGUAUCAAUAUAUAUAUAUGAGUCUCGCCACUACUCCAGUUAGUUUCUCGUUAGCUUCCAGCGCCACUAGAUGUCAUUAUGGUGCUUUGGGCUGAUUUAUCCAAUCACUAUCGCUCGUUCAACUCCUGAGGAACGUAUUUCGGAGUUGUGUAAAUAUUCUUUGAGGGCAUCAAUAAUGCUCUGUUCUAUUUGCAUCACUAUCAAAAAGGACA
Phyllopteryx taeniolatus (common seadragon) is the source of this 1868-nucleotide messenger RNA. It is a transcript of the gene ocstamp, whose product is annotated as osteoclast stimulatory transmembrane protein. The record is from RefSeq and is a predicted model, not a curated record. Gene Ontology annotation, cellular component: membrane. Bases 98 to 1486 code for a protein of 462 amino acids. Lineage: Eukaryota; Metazoa; Chordata; Actinopteri; Syngnathiformes; Syngnathidae. The transcript is spliced from 3 exons.